CUCGGUCAGCUGAUAAAGGAAUCACGCGGUUCGGCUGCUCAGUCAUCUUCAGCAGAUCCCGGGUCGUGUUUUGCUCGGUUGGUCUAGCUCGAUCUUGCUAAGAUGGGGCUUCGCGAUUUAAUAUUGUUCGCCUCUCUGGUGGCUGCUUGUUCGGCGCUGAUCAGAAUCCCUCUGAAGAAAUUUCCUUCCAUGCGUAGCAUCUACAAUGAAUAUGGGACCAAUAUCCAAGACUUGAUUGAGUUGGGACAAAUGCUGAAGUAUAAAUUUGGGGGUCCCGGUGCAGAAAUACCUACCCCAGAGGCUCUGAAGAAUUACAUGGAUGCACAGUAUUAUGGGGAGAUAGGUAUUGGGACUCCACCACAGAAGUUUACUGUCGUCUUUGAUACUGGCUCAUCAAACCUCUGGGUGCCAUCUAUUCACUGUGGCAUGCUGGAUAUUGCCUGCUUGAUACAUCAUAAGUAUGAUUCUUCAAAGUCUAGCACAUACGUAAAAAAUGGUACAGAUUUUGCCAUCCAUUAUGGUACUGGAAGCCUUUCAGGAUAUCUCAGCCAAGAUACUGUGACGAUUGGCGACCUGUGUGUCAAGGACCAGUUGUUUGGUGAAGCCACCAAGGAGCCUGGCAUCACUUUUAUUGCUGCAAAGUUUGAUGGCAUUCUUGGCAUGGCAUACCCCAAGAUUUCUGUGGAUAAAGUAGCACCUUUCUUUGAUAAUGUAAUAAAACAGGGAUUAUUGGAAAAGAACAUAUUUUCCUUUUAUCUAAACAGGGAUCCAAAAGGCCAAACUGGAGGGGAAUUGCUUUUGGGAGGAACAGAUUCCCAGUAUUAUUCUGGAGACUUCAGUUGGGUGAACGUAACUCGUAAAGCUUAUUGGCAAGUCCAUAUGGAUAAGAUUGAUGUUGCCAAUGGCCUUACUGUGUGCCCAGAUGGCUGUGAAGCUAUAGUAGACACAGGAACAUCACUUAUUACAGGUCCAACUAAGGAAAUUAAAGAGUUGCAGAAAGCCAUUGGAGCCAAGCCAAUCAUUAAAGGACAGUACAUGCUCCAAUGUGAUAAGCUAUCUACACUUCCCACUGUGUCUCUCGUGCUGGGAGGGCAAUCUUAUGUUCUUACUGCAGAUCAGUAUGCCUUAAAAGUUACUGUUCAAGGAGAAACUCUUUGUUUGAGUGGAUUUUCAGGCUUGGAUGUCCCACCACCUGGUGGGCCUCUUUGGAUUCUUGGUGAUGUUUUCAUUGGGCCCUAUUACACAGUAUUUGAUCGAGAUAAUGACUCCGUCGGUUUUGCAAAGAGUACUGGCAACGUGUAAAAGCAAUUAGUCAUUGCCUUCCACAGUCUCAAUACAAAUGCACUCCCAAGCACAUUGUGCUUUGCUUUUAUAUUGUGACUGAUUUCAUUCAGAACAAAAUCAAGAAAGUAGAAAUGAGAGGAAAUGUUUUUAAAUUUAAAAAAUGACUACGAUCUCCCAAAAUUUAUUUGUCAUCUUUCUGAUAACAUACCAUAUAAAGGCUCUAAUAAAUUUACAAAUUUUGGAGGAUCCUAAUAUUGUAUGUACUCUUCAUAUUUCUGGUUCUUAGAAGCAUGAGCCUUUCAUAUGUUUUCGAGCGCAAGUUGUCUUGUGUAAGCAACUUUGUUUUCUGCUCACUCUCUCCCAAAUUAUUUAUGUUUUUGGAUACAAUUUCCUAGCAACUCUCCCAUCAUAUAUGCAAAUAUAUAUGCACACAUAUGUACAUACAUAUCAUAUAUGUAUGUACAUAUGUAUUUAUAUUGCAGUUGAUCAUUGAAAAAUUCUUAACACAUUUUAUAAAACAUGGUUAAGGUUAGUAAUGAAUACUUUGGAAAUAGCCAUUGUAAUGGAAAAGGUAAAGUGAAAGUAAAGAUAAAUUUUAAAUGGCCAUUUAGUCUAGGUUUCCCCAACUCAGGUAGUAUUCCUGUGAAUAUUUUGUUCUUCCGUUUUCCAAACCUUUUGUAAUUCCUAGUUUCUUUUUGAGUUAUGAGAACAGAGUUAUCUGACUUUUCCCAAAAAGUAUUUCACAUAAAAGUUUAUGAAAUGUUUUUUGGCUCAAUUUAUGAGACAUUUUGACUCAAGUUAAUUUUGAAGAAGUUUUUAAUCUUUAUCACUAAUGUGCAAUACAAGUUUUAUUUAGAGAGGUUGACUCUACCAUUGCAUUCUGUUGUGAAGAAAAAUAUUGUAAGCAACUCAGAAAAAUAUGUUCAACUCUGAGGAAUUUAAUCUGGGGAUGGGGAUUGAAAUUCUGUUAAUACCUCUAUAUAUCCAAAUUCUUUUUGCAUAGAUUUCUAUAUCUGGUGAUUCAGAAAAGGAAUAGUUUUUUCACUGGGUUUUGUUUUGAGCCUAAGAAGUCAUAUGAUCAACUAUUAUAGAGUGAAUGAGACUUGAUAGAUUACAGAGCUGGGCCACUGUUAAUGCUAGGCUAAUUCAUUUGAGAUGUUUCAUAAUACUUGAGCCCAAUCACAAGGCUAUGAGAAGCCAUGGACAAUGGAACAAUAGAUUAAGAUUAAAACAGGUUUGUUUCAGGUAAAGCCAAUAGCACCCUGGUCUUGUAUAAGGGUCUUAAAGAUUCUUAAAGAUUUAUGCAAAUGUGGGAUUGAAUGACACCUCCAUAAUAAAAUAUAUGAGACACUCAAAACUAAUCAGCACUGAUUGAUAGACUGGCAGUGUUUCACAUUGCAGCUUAAUGUUGGAUGUGUAAAAGUCUUUCCACUGCCAUUUCCAAAAUUUGGACCAUACAGAUUAUGAUAUUGGAAGUCUAAGCCAUUGUGUCAAGUAGGAGAAAGCUGCUAUUUAGCAGAUCCCACAUUCGCGAGAAGAAUAAAGUCCACCACAUCUUAUUGGAAAUCGUCUUAGUAAAUUUGACAUGCAAAUCACACUGCUGGAUUAGCAAUUCGCUGUCAUUCCCCUGAUGGCUUGGAACAUUCUCUUGCUUGUUUUCUCUUAAUUUGCGAAAUGCUGUUAUGUUCUUGCCUGUUCAAAAGAUACAAUCUGUUUCAUAGCUGUUCUCUUUUCAACUAGUAAUCAAAUAAAUUAAAAAUAAAAAGUUUCCAUUGCCAUAUA
This is a messenger RNA of Thamnophis elegans (Western terrestrial garter snake), 3066 nucleotides long. RefSeq names its product cathepsin D (gene CTSD). The transcript is spliced from 9 exons. Gene Ontology annotation, molecular function: aspartic-type endopeptidase activity. The coding region runs from base 103 to 1302 and encodes 399 amino acids. Gene Ontology annotation, biological process: proteolysis. The record is from RefSeq and is a predicted model, not a curated record. NCBI's taxonomy places the organism in Eukaryota, Metazoa, Chordata, Lepidosauria, Squamata, Natricidae.